This is a messenger RNA of Sinocyclocheilus rhinocerous, 936 nucleotides long. Its product is annotated as motile sperm domain-containing protein 1-like. NCBI's taxonomy places the organism in Eukaryota, Metazoa, Chordata, Actinopteri, Cypriniformes, Cyprinidae. The record is from RefSeq and is a predicted model, not a curated record. Gene Ontology annotation, cellular component: cytoplasm. The transcript has 4 exons. Bases 332 to 859 code for a protein of 175 amino acids.
CAAAAAUAGAUUUACACACAGUUUGACAGAAUGUGCAGCCUUUGACAUCAAGGCUGAUAUGGGAAGUGUUUUCUCCUCCUUUUUGUUAUCUUAGUAAUGCACAAUUAUGUAGUUAGUUGAGUUUCUUUAUGUGAAUUAAUUUAGCAUUUAGCCAUCUGCAUCAGAACAGACCUGGAUCAUUUUUUGGUCAUGACCCACUAUUUGAAGGUGAGCGUCAUGCUGCCAAAGAGCUGAACUGGCUGCAUUUAGAACUGGAUCUCUGCACCGUUUCAGCCCAGAGACGGAGUGGGAAUACGAUAAAGGGAGGAGGACGUGAGCUCAGCUGAAGCCAAUGCAGCAGCAGAGCCGGCAGCCUGACCUAGUGGAGGGAAGCCUUCCAGUGUUUGUGUUCCCCACUGAGCUGGUGUUCUACGCAGAUGAGCAGGCUUCACAUAAGCAGGUGCUCACCCUCUACAACCCUUAUGAGUUUGCUCUUAAAUUCAAAGUUUUGUGCACAGCGCCAAACAAGUAUGCCGUGGUGGAUGCCACUGGUGCUGUUAAACCGCAAUGUUGCGUGGAUAUUGUGAUCCGCCAUAGGGACGUGCGGGCCUGUCAUUACGGGGUGAUUGAUAAGUUCCGGCUGCAGGUGUCUGAGCAGAGUCAGAGGAAGGCUUUGGGCAGGAAGGAAGUGAUGGCCACUCUGCUGCCCUCCGCCGCUCAGGAGCAGCCCCAGGUCCGGCCCCAGGAAGAGGAGCGCAGGAUGAAGGAGCAGCUUGCCGACAGAGUGUUCUUUGAGCAGACUGCAUUCCAGACAGGUGCAUUUUACAGUCAACGUGAAUUUAUGUUCUUAAAACGCAUUAUUGGUUCCUGCUGUGAUUGAUUCAUAGGCGCUUGUAUUUCCAAAGAAAAAAGCUUGUAAUCUUUCAUCAAAGAGUAAUGGCUUUCUCCAUCUUUUCA